GUCUUUCUCGUCGUCUGGUCGCAAUCAAAUUUAUCGCAACAAAUCCCUUCCGACGUAAACUUUGUCCUUGAUAAGAGGCUAAUAUUUAUUUGGAAUUUCGGACCUCGUGAUAAACAUGGGUGCUCCCGUAAUCUUGUGUGGCAGGACCGAGAGAAUUGGCGAGGGCGUCAUCGCACUUCUCAAGCCCGAGUUCGAAGUCAUCCAUUUUAUCCUGUCGCCCGAGGCCGGAGCGGUCGAGAUCCCCGCCAUCUUCCGGGGCGAGCAGCCGCCGCCGCCGUCCGGGACCGCACUGGGCAGCAAGGACUAUUCACAGCCACCCGUGGCCGUCAUUCUAGGCGGAUGCUACGACGACGCCGACAUCGAACUUCUGAUGAAGGCAAGAUGGAGGAGGAGAUCGUUCACUGGUCUAAUCUAA
This is a messenger RNA of Lasiosphaeria miniovina, 415 nucleotides long. RefSeq lists its product as uncharacterized. The transcript is spliced from 3 exons. The record is from RefSeq and is a predicted model, not a curated record. Bases 116 to 415 code for a protein of 99 amino acids. NCBI's taxonomy places the organism in Eukaryota, Fungi, Ascomycota, Sordariomycetes, Sordariales, Lasiosphaeriaceae.